Messenger RNA from Talpa occidentalis (Iberian mole), 4967 nucleotides. RefSeq names its product tigger transposable element-derived protein 1-like. Gene Ontology annotation, molecular function: DNA binding. Gene Ontology annotation, cellular component: nucleus. Bases 1855 to 2799 code for a protein of 314 amino acids. NCBI's taxonomy places the organism in Eukaryota, Metazoa, Chordata, Mammalia, Eulipotyphla, Talpidae. The transcript is spliced from 3 exons. The record is from RefSeq and is a predicted model, not a curated record.
UGGUCAUUCUUAAACAAUAUUUGCUUCCCCACACCACCUCAGGUGUAGUCCCCAUAGAGUUUCCUUCACCAGUGCACCCCAGCACCAUCACCACAGUCCCCUGUGCUCCUCCCUCCCUCCCUCUGAUCCCUCUCCCUCCUCCUCCCCUACAGGAUGUCUCUGGUUUAUAAUUGUCUGUUUUUGCUUUGUUGUGUAUUUUACUGUUGUUAUUUUUUUACAUUGAUGUCUUAUUUGGUUUCCCGAUAUUCCUGUUAUAAGUGAAACCAUCCGAUAUUUUUCUUUUUCCUUCUGGCUUAUUUCACUGAGCAUAAUUCCUUCUAAUUCCAUCCACGUUGCUGCAAAGGGCUUGAGAUUAUCUUUUUUGAUUGCUGAAUAAUAUUCCAUUGUGUUUAUAUACCACAUCUUCUUGAUCCAGUCAUCUAUUUUUGGGCAGUUGGAUUGUUUCCAGGUUUUAAACCUAUUGUAAAUAGUCCUGCAAUAAACAUAGGGGAACAGGUGUUCUUUUGAAUCAAUAUUUUUGUGUCCUUUGGGUAGGUCCAAGGGCAGUUACUUUCAAUCUCAGGCUUCACCUGAACAUCAUACCUGCCCCCAAACCAGUGUUACAACUUGCAGAGCACUUGGUAGAGUGACCUGUCCCUGAAUACCCAAGGAUAAAAUUGGUAGGGAAUGCGAAUGCAGUACAAUGGAAUUUCUGUUGUCUCCCCAGAAUUCUUGGGCCAGACAGAGGCUCCUAACUCCUGCAGAACAGAGCUUCAGAGGAGAAGGGAAAAUAGCAGAAUGGAAUAGUGCCACAUUUACCUGAUCAGAAGUUCUUGAUCCCCCUGCCCAGAUUUGGACAUGUAACCACAUCCAGAAGCCACCACACUGUGACAAUGGAGGAUUUGAGCCAUCCUUGAGUAGAGGGAGGCAUCUCUGUCAUUCAAGGACGUGACUGUGGAGUUCACCCAGGAUGAGUGGCAGUACAUGGUCCUGCGCAGAGGGCCCUGUACAGAGACGUGAUGCUGGAGAACUACAGCCACCUUGUCUCAGUGGGUGAGCAGCCCUUACCAUGUAACUCCUAGAAUGCAAAUCUGUUUUCUCUUUCCUGUUAAAUUUCUUAAUUAUUUUGUGUUGAGAUUUAAUUAACAGAAAAUAAGAAGUCAGUAAUUUUCAGCAUAUAACAUGAUCAGUUUCAGAAAUGUCUACAGGUGAUUACCUCCACCUAAAUAAUCAUGUAAAAUAUUUUUGUCACCUCAAAAAAUGUCCCUACAACCUUUUGCAGUUACUCUUCUCCAUCACUCCCAACUCCUGUGAACCACUGAACUACUUUACUACUUUCUACGACAGCAAUUUUGCUCCUCUAUAUACCUCAUGCAGAAUUUUUUUUUCUUUUUUCCACUUAGCUUUUGAAAUUUAUGCAUGUAUUUGUGUACAUUUUUCUUGUUCAUAAGUGGUAAUAUUUUGCAUACAUAUACAUUAUAGAUGUGUGUACUACAUUAUAUGGGAUUUUCCUUUUUUGUGCUUCACAGAUACUGUGUUUUUGGUAAAGUAUAGUAUAGCCAUGCUGCAUUGAGUAAGAGUGUUGUCGCUAUUUUUCCAAUAGCAAGUACCCACUUUAUUUCUCUGUGCGACAUUUUGGUAAUGCUCACAAUAUUUAAAACAAUAUCUGUUGUGGUCUGUGGUCAGUAGUUUUUGGUAUUAGUAUUAAAAUUGUUUUGGGAUGUCACAUUCAGAACCCAUAUAGGACUGUGUACUUAAUUAAUAAGUGUUGUAUAUAUUCUGACUGCUCCACCACUUGCCAUUCCCCAGUGUCUCUCCUUCUCCUCUUCCCCGAGAUAUAACAAUAUUGAAGUUGCACCAAUUAAAGAGCCUACAAUGGCAUCUAAGUCUUCAAGUGAAAGAAAGAACCGCACAUCUCUCACUUUAAAUCAAAAGCUAGAAAUGAUUAAACUGAGUGAGGAAGGUUUGUCUAAAGCUGAGAUAGGCCGAAAGCUAGGCCUUUUGCGCCAAACAGUUAGCCAGGUUGUGAAUGCAAAGGAAAAGUUUUUGAAGGAAAUUAAAAGCGGUACUCCAGUGAACACACGAAUGAUUAGAAAACGAAACAGCCUUAUUGCUGAUAUGGAGAAAGUUUUAGUGGUCUGGAUAGAAGCCCAAACCAGCCACAACAUUCCCUUAAGCCAGAGCCUAAUCCAGAGCAAGGCCCUAACUCUCUUUAAUUCUAUGAAGGCUGAGAGAGGGGAAGAAGCUGCAGAGGAAAAGUUUGAAGCUAGCAGAGGUUGGUUUAUGAGGUUUAAGGAAAGAAGCUGUCUCCAUAACCUAAAAAUGCAAGCUGAAACACCAAGUGCUGAUGUAGGAGCUGCAGGAAUUUACCGGGAAGAUCUUGCAAAGAUAAUUGAUGAAGGUAACUAUACUAAACAGCAAAUUUUUAAUGUAAAUGGAGCAGGCUUAUGUAAGAUGGAAUCUGUUCCUGGUGAUGGUACUGAAAACAAUGUUGAAAUGACAACAAAAGAUUUAGAAUAUUACAUAAACUUAGUUGAUAAAGCAGCAGCAGGAUUUGAGAGGAUUGACUCUAAUUUUGAAAGAAGUUCUACUGUGGGUAAAAUGCUGUCAAGCAGCAUUGAAUGCUACAGAGAAAUCUUUCGUGAAAGAAGGAAUGAAUCAAUGCGGCAAACUUCAUUGUUGUCUUAUUUUAAAAAAUUACCACAGUCACUCCAACCUUCAGCAACCACCACUCUCAUCAGUGAGCAGCCAUCAACUUCAAGGCAAGAUUCUCCAUCAGCAAAACGAUUACGACUCACUAUAAACUCAGAUGAUGGUUAGCAUUUUUAGCAAUAAAGUAUAUUUAAAUUCAGGUAUAUACAUUUUUUAUAGAUAAAUGCUAUUGCACACUUAAAAGACUAUAUUAUAGACAUAGCUUUUAUAUGUACUGAAAAACCAAAAAUUCUGUGUAUCUUGUUUUGUUGCAGUGAUUGCUUUAUUUUGGUGAUCUGAAACCAAACCUACAGUAUGUCCAACAUGUGCCUAUACUAGUCGAUAGAUGUAGGAUUUUUUCUCUUUGGGCUGUUAGGAAUAAAGCUCUUAUGUCCAUUUAGUUACAAGUCUUUGGAUUUAUAUUUGUUUUCAUUUUCUUGUGUAAAUAUGUAUAAGUAUGGUAUUACUGAUCUUAUGGUAACUUUAUAAGAAAUUGCCAGAUGUUUUCAAAGUGCUGUGCCUAUUUGCAUGACCUUUAGCAGUGUGUGAUAGUCCUAUUUGUUCUACAUCCUCAUCAAUAUUUAGUAGUUUGAGUCAUAUUUUUAAUUUUUUGUGAUAAAGAUUCUUUGAUUCUUGUUCAGUUUUAUUUGUAUUUUCCUAAUGAUUAUGGUUUCUAAUUUAACUAAUUUAACUAAUGGUUUCUAAUUUCAUGUAUUUUUGGCCAUUCAUAUAUUUUCUUUUUCUGAAGUCUACUCAAAACUUUAAUGUAUAUUUUUAAAAAUUGAAGAUUUUUGGUCUUAUAUAGUUGAAAGACUCCUUUAUAUUAUCUAGGUACAAGACCAUUAUCAGAUAAAUAUUGAGUUAAUGUUUUCUGCCUCUGUGUGCUUAUUCUGACUUUCUUGCAGUCUUAGAAAGUCUUGAUUUCAUUUGUUUUUUAAGGUAUUUUUUUUCAUAUUCAUGGUUUUUGUGUCUUUUUUAAAAGAUAUUUUUGCCUAACACAAGGUCAUUAAAAAUAUUAUCUUAAAGACAUUAUAAUUUUACAUGGAGACAUAUAAUUCACUGUCAGUUAAUUUUUCCACAUGUUACGAAGUAAUUUUUCUAUAUGGAGUGAAGUAAGAGUUUUGACUCAUUUUUCACAUCUCUGGGUAGUUAUAUCAACAGCAAUUUGCUAGAGAAUUACUACUUUUCUAAUGGACUUCCUUGGCAUUUUGUCAAAAACAAAGUGAACUUGUGUCUUUACUUCUGUGUGUGUGAACUCUAUUCUGUUUGAUAGGUCUGUGUGUCAACACCUUUUCAUUAUAAAGUUAUGUUUAUUAUUAUACUUAAUCAUUUCAAUAUCAGUUUAAGGACUUCCUGUCAAUUUCAUUGAAAACUUUCCUUGGAAUUCUGAUUGAGAUAAUCUUGAGUCUUCACAAUUGUCUGGGGACACUUACAUCUUCACAAUAUUGAGUCUUCUGAUCCAUUAAAAUGAUAGCUGUCUCCCUUUAAGACUUUAAUUUUUCUUUGCAGUGAUUCAUAGCAUACACUGUAUAUGUGUUACACAUAAUUUGUUAGGUGGAGUUCAUGAUUUUGGAGGUGGUAUAAAUGGCAUGUAUUUUACUAUUUCAAUUUCCAAUUAUUUGUUGGCAGUAUGUAGAUAUUCUAGCUGAUUUAUGUAUACUGACAGUGUGUUUUGUAACUUAACCCAUCUAUUUAUUCUAGCAGAUCUUUUCAAGAUUCCCAUGGAUGUGUUACAUGUUUAAUUAUUUUAUUUAUGAAUAAAGAUCUGUCACUUCUUUAAUACUAAACUGUAUGCCUUUUAUUUCCUUUUCUUUAAUAACUGGCUAGGACCACUAGUGUUACAUUGACUACAAGUGGUACAGGAAGAUGCAUGUCUUGUUUCUAAUCUUAGGGGUAAAGUGGUCAUUCUUCACCAUGUUAUAAUUAAUUAAAGUAGUUUUUUUUUUUAAGAUUUAUAUAUUUAUGCAUACAAGAACUGGGGUGUAGGCUAGAGGUGCUGGGGUAAAAGGAUUCACCAGAGACAGAGUGGGAACAGAACAGGUGGAUCUACUGAAAUACACUACUGAGGGGAGCAGCAGGUGAGACAGAAGAGGUCUGUGCCAUGUGGAUUUCUCCCUGGUCGGCUGGGCAUGGACUUGAGCUGCAGUGGCUGGCUAUAGCUUGAUCACACUGUGUAUUUAACCCCUGCACCACCCAGGAGGCCUAAAGUAGUUGGGUUUUUUAAAGCUGCUUUUUAUAUGCUUGUAGAAGUUUCCUAGUCUGCUCAAAGUUUUUUAAUUCAUUGAUUUGAUAGUCCU